CUGCAUUCGGAGCGGGAACCCGCGUGUGUCGUGAAAAACGCGCACCGCAACGCGACGUGACACACAUAAAACAAAAAAGAGAGAACGCAGCGGCGUGCCGCACACCGAUGUCGUCCGCUGCCCUAGCCCGUCGCCUGGUGCGUCAAGUCGCGGCCGGAGUGAGCCGGCGCGCGCGCUCCAGUGAGGCCGCGGCCGCCGGCUGCCCCUUCCACCGCGCGCUGGAACAAACGGCGCACCGCUCCGUGGGAGCGGAGCAGUGGAGCGGAGCGGAACCGUCGUCUCUGGUGACCGAGAAGAGUUCGUCGGCGAGCAAGCCCUUCUCUUCGCUGCCCAGUCCCAAGGGGUUGCCAGUGCUGGGCACGACGCUCGACGUGCUCCGAACCGGAGGCGCGCCCAAGAUCCACGAGUACUGCGACCGGCGGCACCGCGAGCUUGGACCCAUCUACCGCGAGACGCUAGGUAGCGUGGACGCUGUCUUCGUGGCCGACAGUGCGCUCAUUCAAAAGGUGUACACCAACGAAGGCAAGUUCCCCAUGCACAUGGUGCCCGAUGCCUGGCUCAUCUACAACGAGGUCAAAGGGAUUCAGCGCGGACUCUUCUUCAUGGAUGGCCCGGAAUGGAUCGACAGACGCCGGAGCCUCAACAACGUGUUCCUCAAAACCAAGACAGUCACGAACAACGUGCCCGUCUUCAAUGACGUCAUCACGGAUCUUCUGGAUCGGUGGCAGGAAGCCCGCAACGACAAGGGCAUCUUGGAGAACGUCGAGCGCGAGCUUUACAACUGGUCCAUUGAAUCGUUGGGUGCCAUGAUCUUCGGCCGGCGGCUUGGCUGCAUCGCGCAAUCCUCGAGCAUGGAUAACGUGCACGAGUUCGUCCACUGCGUGCAGCAGAUCUUCAACGAGUCGGCCAAAAUGUCCAUGUUCUCACCGCGCCUCGCCUACCGUCUUCGGUUGCCCGUAUGGCGGCGCUUCGUCCGGGCAGCUGGACGAGCACUCGAGCUCGCGAGAGAUUACGUGGAGGAGAACGUGAAAGCAAUCGCCAAAGAUCCGUCGUCAGCUGCCCAGCACAACCAAGGCAUUCUAAGUCAACUGCUGCUGAACGAAAAAAUCUGCGAGGAAGAACUUGUCCGCAUCGUCACAGACCUCUUUCUGGCCGCAGCCGAUACGACGUCACACGCCACCCAGUGGGCGCUGUACCUUCUCGCCAAACACCCCGAGCAGCAGGAGCGGCUACUCAAUUCGGUGCGUAGCGUCCUACCGGAGGGUCAGCCAAUCAACGAGGAGAGCCUGGCGCGGCUGCCCUACGUCAAGGCCGUAAUCCGGGAAGCCCUACGAUUGUACCCGGUAGCGCCUUUCCUAACAAGAAUCCUGUCCGAAGACAUUGUCCUUGACGGAUACCACAUUCCCGCUGGGAAGCUAAUCCUAAUGUCCCUGUACACUACUGGACGGGACGAACAGCACUUCUCCGAUCCGCACGCGUUCAAGCCCGAGCGAUGGCUGCGAGAUCGCGACCGCACGGGCCAGGUCAACUCGUGGGCCUGCCUUCCGUUCGGCCUCGGCGCCCGCUCUUGCAUCGGACGACGGGUGGCUGAGGUCCAGAUGCAGUUCCUCAUCGCACGGACGGUGCAAAAGUUCCAGCUGACUCCAAGCACAGACAAGGACGUUCAAAUCAAGAUGCGGCUCAUCACCACCCCCGAGGAGCCAAUCUCUCUACGGAUGACCCCUCGGUAGCGGCCUGCAGUCUGUGGCUCGCCCACCAAGAAACAUGCGCGUCACAAGCGAUCCGAGUUGUCCGUGACACGGCGACGUCUACCUCGGCGCCGCCGUCGGACCGAAUGCCGGUGAUCCAGCGCCCAUCUACGCGGCGUCCUGGAAGGCAACCGGCGGGCCGGUCGCGUCGACGUCAAGCGCCGAGCUCGCUCCCUCGCCUCCACGGGGCCCCGAGCAAGCCAGCACUACCGCCAAAGACGAGGGCAGUCCAGAGCACGGCAAGCCCAGCUGGGACCACGCCCGAAAACGCACACACGCACACAAACACACAAAUACAGUGCCCCGCGAAAGGCGCGGCAUUGGCGUCGCUUCCGCUGGCCGGAAGUCAGGCUUAACGCGACUCCAUGUAUCGUGAACGUAAAGCAACCUGAUCCCAGCGUCACAACGAGACCUUUGUUCGCAUUUGCUGAUCGAUGCUCCCGAAAUUCGCAAGCCAGACAUGGGAGAUUCGCAUUUGUUGGCAAUUUACGGGGCCCUGGUCUCGGGCACACUACUUAAGAAGGACGCGUUUCGUUUUCUACAAGCGGUGCUGUUGUUUAUGUUCAUGUCCAGAAACUGCGGUGAUGACCUGUUUAUCGUUUCUCUCGUAACCGUAGCAACGUCGAGUGCUUGCCGGAAAGCUCAGUUGCGCGCGCAGAAAACGAGUGUCCUUUCACGACUCGUGUGGAGGUCUUCCCCUAUCCUCCCACUGGUAAAACAAUUACAGCAAAAAAAACUCAUUAAAGAAGAUAAGAAAGGAAGCGAAAUAAAAGCUGCCGAAAUUAAAUGGCUUUGUUAUGCGCAAUAUGCUUGUCGUCUAGAUGUACGAAAAAUGUACAUCGAACUGCUGCGUCGUGACAGGCCUUCCAUGUAGUGCCCUCCGCGGGACGGUCUGACCAAACUCUGAGCUUCGCCGACUUGCAUGAACGUUGCUUUCCCUAAAGAACACGUGCCUCAUUGUAAUAUAAUCGAGUGCUCCAGAAGGUAUUGCAUAAAGACAUGCUACGAAGUCGAUUUUGCAGUGUAGGGCAGAAGACGUGUCCGCAUACUCACGCCACUGACCUUAUGCCUGUUUGACACUUGUAUCGCGAGUAACUGCUCGGAAGCAGUGUUGUUUAAGCAGUGACCUUGAAAACGAUUAUUUCCACAUCUGUAAUAGGCCUCCAGGUUUCUUGCGACGAACCAAACUCCUGCAGUCUUGUGCAACAACAUCGCGCGGAAUGUCGAAGAUAUGCAACGCUAUGGCGCGCCCCUUCCUUCCGAGUGUGUUGUUAACGAAUCGGCGUGCCUAACUUGUACAUUAUCGCCGCUGUGCGCGUUCAUGUACUGUUGCAGUGAAUGUGUAUACAUUAACAGGUGGAAGCACUAGUCCGUUGGAGUCUGUUUGUGAUGUCUUGUGAACCGAGAUGCGAUGUGUGACUGGUGCUACGAACGUACACAGCACAAUCCUAAUUCACGAUUUUGUAACCACGCAUGCACGUUAUCUUGUUACUUCUCCUUUCUCUCUUUAUCUUACCAGUACCUUUAGUAAUACCCACUAACGACUCACUUGUUACGAUCUCAUGCAUGUUGUUUUAAGAGGACAACUCGCAUCCUUCAAUUUACGUUACACGACGACGUUCCAUACCAACUCGUUCACUUAGGUUUUAAGCACGGGUCACCCCCUGGCUCACAACAGUCCGGUUAAUAAUCUAAAGUCCUAAACAUAACGCGCACUGAAACGAGCGUGCUGUGCUGCGUUUAAACUGCGUUUCAUUGACGCUGCCGCUUCCUGGAAGGCGAUAAUGAUCUCUAUUUAAUGACGCGUUAGCUAGUAACGUCGUUCGUAGUCUCUUAAGCCUUCUUGUUUUACUUCAGGCGAUGAUCUGAACAUAACGCCUUUGGAUAGGCGUGCUGCAGGCCGAUCCGCCGAAUAUUACUAAAUCAAUUUUUUUAAACACCUCCGGACGUCAGCGCGGAUAUCAGAGACUAGCAAGCGCCGUUCGGCGUGUCGUUAUCUCCGCCAGCAGUGGCGUAGAGAUAAGCGUAGCAGCGUCUGAAGGUCAGACGACGUUAAAAUAUGCGGGGAAGCAAGCAAAGAGAAAAGUCUUGCAAAACGAAUUUCUAAGGAAUGAAAGCCGUCUGGGCCAGUUAGCUGAGAAGACAGCGUUGCCCUUCGCUACGAGUGCGUCGUCUUAAAAUUGCUAAAUUUCCGAGAAGAACCUCAGAAGUAUACUCGAAACCCUGAGGCAUCUCUGAGUCGUGGAAGAAAGUUUUCUCGGCACAUUUUAAUACGCGAUCAGGUGGAGACUUCCUCUGGAAUGUUGUCUUCUAUGUUCCUACUGUAUUGACGUGGGAAGGGUGUGCGGACGUCAUACCUUGCUCUUCACUGCGACACUAAAAAAAAAAAUAAUAAAGUGGGAUCCUUUCCACACGACGCAGCUUUCCCGCAAACUAUAAGCAUCUCGAUCGUCAAUCGGUGUUGUCCUCAUGUAGAAAACAACAACGUAAAGUAACUACGAAAAAAAGUGCAUCGUUCGUCACAAGCUUUGCCAACACGGAGCCGAGUCGUAUACAUACCCAACGUGUUCGACCAUUUUUUUUUUUUCUCGAGGUAGACUCGUAUCGUUUCCUCGUCGAUGUUUGUGUCCAUUUUCUCGGUGUUUGUCCCGACUAUUUAUUUUCCCCCGAUCCUUGGUGUGUACCCUUUUGAGGAGCCUUGAUCUCUAUACACGGGAGCGUUUUUGCGCUGACGUCUGUGUGUUCCUUGUCCGCAAAUGUGCCCGUGUUUACACAAACACCCUCCUGCGUCGAUCAAGCGCAUUCGCGCUAUCUCAUUCCUUUAUAAUAUUACCUCCUUCGGUUCCUCCUUUAUCAGAAACAAUCGCGUUUCUCAACUCUCAAGGCUGUCGAUGUGUGUCAAGCCUAAGCGGCAUCGCUAUGCAAUUCAGCAGGCAGCACAGCUCGAAGCAAUGCUCGAUGCCUCUUUUUAUUUUUUUUUCCUGACUUUUCAUUCCUACGGCGUCCUUUGCCCGCUGCUGACCACGUGACAAUCACAGAUCCUAUAUACGUGUCGUUUCGUUUCCCUCUCUCCCCUCAUCACGCCAACUAACCACCUAGGAGUCACCACGCGUCCUGUCAUAAACGUCCUCCCAUCGUCACAGAUUUUAAUGCGCCGUACUUGCUCGAAACCUACACGAAUACACCUUCUUUUCUUUUUAACUCUCUCACUUCAUCGCAUAUUAUAUUUAUCUAUUUAUCACGUCGUCCAAUCAUAAACGAAAACUCGCGGCUGCAUUGUGUUUCGAGGUACUUCUCGGAAAAAUUUCCGACACGGUCGCUGCCAACACACACAUAAACACACGAACACGUUCAAUGAGGCGUAAGUCUCGAACUACCCACCGACUUAAUUAUGUAUCACGCUCGCAGUGUUCACUCUAUCCUUUGUAUAGGAAGUCGCGACUGGUAUCGAAUGUCCUGUUCACCCCAGAUUGCUCGUGCGUGUUUUACGUAUAUAUAUUUUUGUACAGCUUCGACGCGUCUGACACUGUUUACUCUUGACCACAGAAGAUAAGUGCCACAUUGUACAAAACUCUCAGGUUGGGGAUCAACCGUUGUGUCUUGUCUCCUACAUUGACCACUAACUCGCAGCGCGCGCCAGUGUGUUGUUUUGCUCCACUGCAGAUGCCCUGAACAUGUGCAAUCACAUUAUUUCAUUCGUGCAUCUGCUCACGUGUUAGCGUGUGUGAAAGUGCACUGUGAUUUUUUUGUACGACAAGUAUCAAUGCCUUCACAUUUUGUAGUAGUUACGAGCACUGCUUUCGCUGACGCGACAGGCGCUUUGAGUCGCUCUCUGUGUUAUACCUUAUGCACAAUACCCGUCGACGUGUUAUCAGAUGCGAGGAACAAUCAAUGCUGCACGCAACUUCGUACUUAUAUGCACUCACCUGGCUUCGUGGUCGGCCUAAAAAGCCUUACAAAUGCACCUCUACGCACGCCACUUGUGUGCGCACGUAUAUUUUUGUAUAAUAUACGGUGUAACAUCCCGCGACGCCUGUACAAUGAAUAUGGUGUGCUGUCAACGAUGUACUCAUGCUGUGGGACAAAGCGAUAUUUUUAACUAACAUGCCAGUCGCUGAUUUUAUUUUUUGCUGUGGCGCGAUACGAACGAAUGAAAAUAAAAGACCUUGCAUUUCUACGAA
Rhipicephalus sanguineus (brown dog tick) is the source of this 5929-nucleotide messenger RNA. Its product is annotated as cytochrome P450 315a1, mitochondrial. The record is from RefSeq and is a predicted model, not a curated record. The transcript has 8 exons. Gene Ontology annotation, cellular component: mitochondrial inner membrane. Gene Ontology annotation, molecular function: iron ion binding; monooxygenase activity; heme binding. Gene Ontology annotation, biological process: glucocorticoid biosynthetic process; C21-steroid hormone biosynthetic process; cholesterol metabolic process. NCBI's taxonomy places the organism in Eukaryota, Metazoa, Arthropoda, Arachnida, Ixodida, Ixodidae. The coding region runs from base 108 to 1730 and encodes 540 amino acids.